GAAAAAAAAAAUGAAAGAAAGAUGACAUGGAGUGGAGAAAAGAUGAACCACAGCUCAUGCAUAUAUUCUUCCACAAGGCCCACUCAUGUAUUCAUAAGGCUGAGUGAAGCACAGAGACAGCAGGAAAGCAUCUCCUGCAAUAGAUAGGAAAUGCCCAACCAUGGCGACGAUCGAGGAUUGGUCCUCUCUGUUGAUGCGAAGCCACGGCUUAAAUGGACACAGCAGCUUCACCGGCGCUUCGUUGAUGCAGUCUCUCAGCUUGGCGGAGCGGACAAAGCAACACCAAAAUCAUUGAUGCGAGCAAUGGGAGUUCCCGGGCUUACUCUUUACCAUCUGAAGAGUCAUCUUCAGAAAUAUAGGCUAGCAAAGAAUCGAGAUACAAACACACCAGGUGACAAUAAAAAGAAAGCAGAUUGCAAGGCAACUAGUACCACGACCAUGGAGAACGAAGCUGCCCAUAUCGAUCAGGAGAAAACUCCAGCUCAGUUCGACGAGACCAUGGUGCAGAUGCAAAUCGAGGUGCAGAGGAAGUUGCAGGAACAAAUUGAGGUGCAGAGACACUUGCAGCUCCGUAUCGAAGCGCAAGGAAAGUACCUGCGGUCGGUUCUGAGAAAGGCCCAGGAAACACUCGCUGGUUAUACUUCGAAUUCAUUGGGAGUGGAGGCCGCCAAGGCCGAACUCUCGGAGCUGGUCUCUGCGGUGGAGACGGAGUGCUUGAGUUCUUCCUUCUCGCAAGGUAGCUUGAUUCCCAAACGAGCUGAACAUGCUGACUGCUCCACGGACAGCUGCUUAACUUCAUCUUUAGAGAGACAGGACGCAAAGGUUCGAAAGCAACGUAGACUGGAGCACAGCUCCUCUCUCGACAACUGGAGCGAAGGGUCCGACGAGAUCAAUCCUAAUGGCACGAAAGCGGUGGAGACUCGAGCGAACGACAUGCUCGGUAAGGAGAAGGGAAGCUGCAGUAGCAUCAUCUAUGGGGAAGCCAGCGUCGAACAGCCCACAAGUGGGAAGCAGGAAACCAGUAGUUUUGGGGUCCCGCGAGGGCUCGAUCUAAACAGAUAGUUAGGCAGUAAAAAGCUGGGAGCGAGCAAUGCCAUUUCCCUUGGGAGGCAUUUGAGGCACUUUGGGUGAGAAUUUUCCCUUCGAGGACCGCAGCGCCUGAGAGUCGAGCUGCCAUCAGUUGCUGCUCUGCUAUUUGUUUGCUAUUGUCGAUGUGUUUGUGUAUGCUGCCCCAAACCAAAGCAGAUCCUUGUAAAGCUUGGUCCUCCAUUAUAGUUGGUAUAUACUGUAUCUUUAUUUAUAUACAGUGGUUGAAGGUGGGGAGCAGGGAGAUGACACAUGGCAUUUGAAUAAAUUUUGCGUUUGGUA
Messenger RNA from Phoenix dactylifera (date palm), 1368 nucleotides. Its product is annotated as myb-related protein 2-like. The record is from RefSeq and is a predicted model, not a curated record. Gene Ontology annotation, molecular function: DNA binding; DNA-binding transcription factor activity. Lineage: Eukaryota; Viridiplantae; Streptophyta; Magnoliopsida; Arecales; Arecaceae.